GAACUACAACCAUGUCUGAUUCUCAGAUGCAGUUAGACGGCGAUGCAGCCGUAAACAGAAAAGGUAGAGGAUUUGUCGAUGGUCGUAAAAACUCUAGCAGGCCUAUGGAAUAUGAGAGAUUAGAAGAAGGGAUGUCAUUUGAUACGAAAGCCGCUAAAUCUGUUGAAGGAUGGGUUGUUAUAGUUACAAACGUACACGAAGAAGCGUCAGAGGAGGAUGUACAGGAUAAAUUCGCGGAUUAUGGCCAUAUUCGUAAUUUACACCUCAAUUUAGAUAGAAGAACGGGUUACGUUAAGGGAUACGCACUCAUCGAAUUUGAGAACUACGAGGACGCUAAGAAGGCAAUCGAUGAAUCAAAUGGUACAGAACUCCUUGAGCAAGCGAUACAAGCAGAUUUCGCAUUCAGCAAACCACCACCAGGUUUCGAGCCAGAUAACGACAAGAAGAAGAACAGACGUAGCGCUAGUCCAGCUAGAGAAUAAAAUAAAAUAGUGUAACAUAUUAAUAUAUUACAAUUCAUCUAAAGCCCCAUUAAUUUCAUGAUUAAGAAUCCAAGGGUAUCAACGACGGCUGCAGCUAGAAUAGUAGCCGGCACGCCAUUUAAUAAGAAAUCAUUCGUGUUCAAGUAUCGCUCUCCCAUAGUAUCUUCUUGGUUUAUAGCCGCUAUAUUUGGGAAUCCACUCACUGGUAAUCCCAUACCAGCUGAACAGAUCAAGGCGGUAGCCAUAAUCAAAAGUCUUCCAUGAGGAGGGUUGAGAUUCUGUCCAACUUGGGUUGCUAUUGGUACUAAUAAUACAGCUGCUAUUGUAUGUGAAAUGAAUGUAGCAACGAUUGUAGCUAAGACUGAGAAAAUGACUAAUAUUCUCCAAACACCGAAUCCAUUCACCAUUUCUUUGACAGCAUCAUCAGCUGAAUCCAACAACCCUGAACUCAUUACACCUUUACCGAGGGCUAUACCACCCAUAGCCAGAUAGACGAUGGUCCAAGGGAAUGAGUUGAAGUCAUGUGGUGACAAAAUACCAGUACCAAAGAAAGCAAUCAGUGGUAAGAUUGCAAUAAUACCCAUAUCGCCUAUGACACCUUGGAGUGAAUGAGCUACACACCAUAAAAUAAUAGUUGUAAUAGUGACGAUAGUGAUAUACCAUUGCUUGUACGUAAACCUAUCCUUUGAAGGUUUCAACAUGGUAAUGACUGUGCCUUUACCACUUCCAUAAGUUAACAAAAGCAAACCCCAAAUUAAGACCAGAGUGACCGACGCAACAGGUAAUGCAAUUACAAACCAUUGAAGCCAGUCGAGAGGUGGAUCCAUUGCAUCUAACGCGAUAACAUUCUGUGGUGAAGCGAUAGGUGAUGCUUGGCCACCAAUAUUUGCAGCAAGGGCAAUACCAAUGAUCAUACUCUUCGCGUAUGGUGAUUUUGGCGGUAAUUUCCUUAAUAAUGGUUUAGAUAGUGAAUAACAAAGAACUGGUGCUGCGACAUUAGAUAUCCACAUAGCAGAGAAGCAUGCUACACCCAUUUGAGCGAGUAGAACUAAUUUUGGAUCCGUACCAGCUAAGUUUAGUAUCCUUAUCGCUAAAACGCGAUCGAUGCCAUGCUUAGAUAACGCAGCGGCGAUAGUGAAACCACCGAUGAGUAGAAAGAUAGUUGGGUUCAUCAUUUGAGAUAAGAUAUACUUAGCUGCAUCUUCUGCUGCCAUUCUAUGUCCAUCUGGAUACUUGACAACGCGGAGGAUUACUAUAAACAGUGGAACCGACAGUGAUGUUACGAAUAAAGGUAUUGCUUCAGAAGACCAUAAAAUCACACAAAAUACCAGUAAAGCGAGGCAAUUUUCUUCACCUUUAUCGAACAUAUUCAAGUUGGUCAAUGUAAUAAAAACCACUACGGCCGUUAUAAAAGCGACCAGUCUACCUGUAAGCCAGGAUGGAAUGUAUUUUGCUAUACCUGUUGGUAGUUUCUUCUCCUCGUCUCCAGAAUACAUUGAUUGAAUUUGUACACCCUGGGAUCUACGUUCUUGGCCGACCAUCUGUCUCCAGACACUAUUACGUUCGAGAACG
Messenger RNA from Wallemia mellicola CBS 633.66, 2054 nucleotides. RefSeq names its product RNA-binding domain-containing protein. The transcript is spliced from 5 exons. Lineage: Eukaryota; Fungi; Basidiomycota; Wallemiomycetes; Wallemiales; Wallemiaceae. The record is from RefSeq and is a predicted model, not a curated record. Gene Ontology annotation, molecular function: mRNA binding. Gene Ontology annotation, cellular component: cytoplasm; exon-exon junction complex; nucleus. Gene Ontology annotation, biological process: RNA splicing. The coding region runs from base 12 to 482 and encodes 156 amino acids.